CCACAACAACCCCAGCCUAAAGAAUCACUCCUGGAUAAGAUCAAAUCAAACACUCCCAAGAUCUUUAUAUCAAAUUCAACAAAUCCAUUUAUGAACCUAGCACUAGAAGACUAUAUAUUCCAACAUACACCAAUAUCUAAACCAUUCACUGCACAGAGACUAAUCUUUUAUACAAAUUCACCAUGUGUUGUCAUUGGUAAGAACCAAAACCCAUGGAGAGAGACCAAUUUCCCAUUAUUAAACAGUUUACAAAUCCCUUUAUUAAGAAGAAGAUCCGGUGGAGGUACUGUUGUUCAUGAUUUGGGGAAUGUUAACUAUAGUUAUAUAACCACUCGUGACAUGUUUUCGAGAAGUUAUUUUGGGAAGUUGAUUGUUGAUGUUAUUAAUGAAUCGAUGGGGUUGGAUAAAAUAAAACAAAAUGAGAGAGGAGAUAUCGUCACGAUGAAUAAUGAUAAAUUAAGUGGGAGUGCUUUCAAGAUAUCGAGAGGGAAAAGUUAUCAUCAUGGUACAAUGCUGUUGAAUUCGAAUUUGGAUGUUUUGAAAAAAUUGUUGAAUAAAAAAGAGAGGGAAAAUGUUAUGGAAUUUGAAUGUAAUGCUGUGGAUAGUGUUUCUUCGCCAGUGUCAAAUCUUGGAUUGGAGAAUGAGAAAUUUAUAGAGUUGGUUCAAGAUGGGUUUAAGAAAGUUUAUGGUUCAGAUGUUGAAGUUGUUGAAAUUAAUGAUGAUGAUGAAGGUUUUAAUAAUAACGAAAUUGCCAACAUUGGUAAAGAGUUACAUGAUUGGAAAUGGAGAUUUGGUGGCACUCCACCUUUCGAAAUGAGAUUACACAAUGAAGAGUUCAAUAUUGAUGUGUCUUUUAAAGUGGAAAAGGGUUAUGCGAAAAAAAUUGAUGUAAUUACUAGUGAUGAUGAUUUAAAGAAAUCUUUCCAAUACUUGGUACAAGUGGUUGAAGAUGGUGAACCAGUCAAAUUUAAAGGUUCUGAUAUUGCAGGCUUCAUACUUCAUGACGAAUUAUCUGAAUGGAUUGGUAAUCAAAUAGAUGGUACA
Hansenula anomala is the source of this 1044-nucleotide messenger RNA. It is a transcript of the gene AIM22, whose product is annotated as putative lipoate--protein ligase. The record is from RefSeq and is a predicted model, not a curated record. Gene Ontology annotation, biological process: protein lipoylation. The annotation marks the transcript as partial. Gene Ontology annotation, molecular function: lipoyltransferase activity. Gene Ontology annotation, cellular component: cytoplasm; mitochondrion. The transcript has a single exon. NCBI's taxonomy places the organism in Eukaryota, Fungi, Ascomycota, Saccharomycetes, Phaffomycetales, Wickerhamomycetaceae.